Messenger RNA from Lingula anatina, 2224 nucleotides. Its product is annotated as solute carrier family 35 member H1-like. NCBI's taxonomy places the organism in Eukaryota, Metazoa, Brachiopoda, Lingulata, Lingulida, Lingulidae. The record is from RefSeq and is a predicted model, not a curated record.
AAUGGUGAAGUCCACAGCAAUUAUAUUCAUCCUGACCUUCUCAAUAUUAAUGAAGCUAGAGAAAUGUAGAUUUUCCCUGGUGUUUGUGGUGCUUUUUAUCUCGGUAGGGCUGGUGCUAUUUACAUUCCAUUCCACGCAGUUUAACUGGACAGGAUUUUUACUGGUGCUGACAGCAGCCUUCACAAGUGGCUUCCGGUGGACGCUGUCACAGGUGGUCACACAGAAAAGUGAAAUAGGUUUAAGUAAUCCUCUAGAUAUGAUGUAUCACAUACAGCCAUGGAUGAUCAUAGGUCUGCUGCCUUUGUCUUCUUAUGUGGAAGGUGUUCCACUAGCCAGUUCCCAUCAUCUGUUCAGAUUUCAUGAAAUCAGCGAGAUUUUUACAUCAGCUGGUAUAGUAAUAGGAGGGGCUUUCCUGGCCUUCAUGUUGGAGUUUAGUGAAUUUUUACUUUUAUCCAGAACCUCAGGGUUAACUCUUUCCAUAUCAGGAAUAUUUAAAGAAAUUUGUACAAUAGUCCUUGCGCACAUCACAUUUGGUGACAAGAUGAAUCCCAUCAAUUUCCUGGGACUUGUGAUAUGUCUGUUUGGAAUAGCGUUACAUGUGAUAUUAAAAGCUGUUCAUAGAAAAGAAGAUGAAAAAGAAUUACACAAUAAUUCUGAGUCUAUGGAGAUGCUGCUAGUAAAUGGAGAGGCAAACUCCACAGAUGAGGAAGAAGCGGAGUUAUUUGACCGCAAUGCUGUGAGACCACCCAGAGUUCACAAACAUAGUGAAUGAAAAGGCAUUGUACUGGGCAUUUCCAAUCAAGUGCAAAUGUAGUAUAAAAUGAAGAUGUAAAAAAGAAAAACUCAUCCGUCUUGAAACCCUGGGGCUAAGGAACAGUGCCAAAAACAACUUUCUUUUUUGCUUUUUUUCACAUUAAAUGUUUUAUGUUGUUAUGCAUUUCAGCAAUAACUGACAAUUAAAAAAAGCAUCUAGAUCUUUAAGUCCACAAAUAUAUGAUAAUACUCUGUUUUAUUCAUUUUAUUUCUGUUUUGCUCUGAAAAGCAGUCUGUAAAAAUGAUGUGAAUGAUGUGGAUGAAGGAAGCCACAUUUAUUUAUUAGGUCCACCGUUAAAAAAAAGAAAAAUAAAACAGUAUCACGUACAGUUUUUUUUAGAAGACGUUUUAUGGAGAAUUUUUUCUGUUCUUUUAAUGAAGUGUCACACUGUCACAUCUAUCACAUUGUCACACCUUACACUGUCAACCCUAAUACAUUGUCAUAUCUGACGCAGUCACACCUAACACAUUAUCACAUCUAAAACAUUGUCACACCUAACACAUUGUAACACCUAACACAUUGUCACGUGUGACACACUGUCAUAGCUAACAAACUUCACAGUAGAACUUCAUCCAGUCUGCACCUGAAACUUUCCUGUUCAAAUCAGUAUGAACUUCUAGUCUCAAGAUUGAAAGAAAAUGGGAAAAUAAUCACAAGGUGAAUCAGACUUGUCUAGUAACUUUGGAAAGUCCUAUUUGUUUUUCUAUAGAAUAUGGCAUCAUAUCUACAAAUUGGUUGCCUUGGUGCUUUUUGUCAUUUACAAAUCCCCCAUUGGGUGCUCAAAGGUUUGUACAUUUGUUGACAUAUUUCAGCAAACAUUACCUUGAAUUAUAUGAUGAAGUUCAUCAUAUCUUGUACCGUUUUUAUAUUUGAAGUCUUCCAUAUUUUCUACACUUCUUAAGUUUGUAUUUAGAAAAUAGGUGUUAAGCUUCUUACAGUAUUAGGUUUAUUGUUGACAGCAAAUACUUUUCAUUAUCCAAAUAUGGAUAUAAUAAUUACAAAAUAAUAGUAAGCCUAAUAAUAUAUAUGACACAAAGUAUUAUUUAAGCAAUAUAUUUACAAAAACAGUUAUUUGUCAAUUUGUGUAUAUAUAUAUUUAAGAAAACAUGAAUUAAUAGUCUUGUCAUGAUUUUAUGGUGUAAUCCUGGACAAUGCAUUUUAAAAAAAUAUUUACCAGUAGGAACUGCUAAGUUUGUGAACUAAAAUUUGUUGCUGAAGAUCUGCAGAAUUGAUAAACGUCAAACCUGUAACAUGGAGCUAUUUUAUUGGAGACUCAGUAAUGAGAGCCCUACACUAUGGGACCAUUCCCACAGAUAUUUGGAUCGCUCUAUCUCCCUGCUGAGUCUCACCAAAUUCCUGUCAACUUAACCGGCUUAAAUGUCUGUCAUGCCUAGUAAAGCUGUAAGGGGG